AUGUGUGAUUGUGUAGAACAGUACAUCGAUAAGUCUGCUGAGGAGCUGGAUGAGGAGGUGGAGUACGAUAUAGACGAGGAAGACUACAUCUGGCUGGACAUCAUGAAUGACAAGCGGCGGGCUGACGGGGUGGUGCCCAUCCCUCAGGAGGUCUUCGAGUACCUGAUGGAUCGCCUGGAGAAGGAGUCCUACUUUGAGAGUCACAACAAGGUUUAUAUCACCCUGACGCCUGCGUCUCCUUCACCUCCUCUCAGGUACAUCGAUAAGUCUGCUGAGGAGCUGGAUGAGGAGGUGGAGUACGAUAUAGACGAGGAAGACUACAUCUGGCUGGACAUCAUGAAUGACAAGCGGCGCGCUGACGGGGUGGUGCCCAUCCCUCAGGAGGUCUUCGAGUACCUGAUGGAUCGCCUGGAGAAGGAGUCCUACUUUGAGAGUCACAACAAGGUGAGCUGCGCUUCAGUCAUCAAUGAAGAUGCCGUGUGCUGCAUCUGUAACGACGGCGAGUGUCAGAACAGCAACGUCAUCCUGUUCUGUGACAUGUGUAACCUGGCAGUGCAUCAGGAGUGCUACGGCGUUCCCUACAUCCCCGAGGGCCAGUGGCUGUGCCGCCGCUGCCUGCAGUCACCCUCCAGAGCCGUGGACUGCGCCCUGUGCCCUAACAAGGGCGGCGCGUUCAAGCAGACAGACGACGCUCGCUGGGCUCAUGUGGUGUGUGCCCUCUGGAUUCCUGAGGUGUGUUUUGCUAAUACGGUCUUCCUGGAGCCCAUCGACAGCAUCGAGCACAUCCCUCCUGCCCGCUGGAAGCUGACCUGCUACAUCUGUAAACAGCGCGGCUCUGGCGCCUGCAUCCAGGGCCACAAAGCCAACUGCUACACCGCCUUCCACGUCACCUGCGCUCAGCAGGCCGGCCUCUACAUGAAGAUGGAGCCUGUGCGCGAGACCGGCGCUAACGGGACUUCAUUUAGCGUGCGCAAAACAGCCUACUGCGACAUCCACACGCCGCCAGGCUCCGCCCAACCGCUGGGGGGUGUGGGAGGGGCCAGCGCAGGCUCCUCCCACAGCGAGGGCGAGGCGGAGGAUGAGGAGGAUGUGGCGGGAGGCGAGGAAGACGGGAAGGGCUGGAGCUCAGAGCGCGCCAAGAGGGCCAAAGCAAAGUCACGGCUGAAGAUGAAGAGGGCCAGAAAGAUCCUGGCCGAGAGGAGAGCGGCCGCGCCGGUGGUGUCAGUGCCGUGUAUUCCACCGCACAAGCUGAGUAAGAUCACCAGUAACCUGACGGUGCAGAGGAAGGGUCAGUUCAUGCAGAGGCUGCACAGCUACUGGACGCUGAAGAGACAGAGCCGUAACGGCGUUCCUCUCCUGCGGCGUCUCCAGACGCACCUGCAGUCCCAGCGCAACGCUGAGCCGCUCCCCGCCACGAGAGACGGCCUGGAGAAGCACUCGGUGUUGAAGGAGCAGCUGAAAGCGUGGCAGAGACUCCGGCACGACCUGGAACGAGCCCGGCUGCUGGUGGAGCUCAUCCGCAAGAGAGAGAAGCUCAAGAGGGAGACCGUAAGACUCGGUCAUCUUACACAUUAUCAUGUCCCAGAUUACCUGGACCACAUCGAGCGCCCAAUGGAUUUCCAGACCAUGUGGAAGUGUUUAGAGUCGCAUCGCUAUCUCAGCUUCGAAGCUUUCGAGGGUGACUUUCUGUUGAUCGUCAACAACUGUUUGAAGUACAACGCCAAAGACACGGUUUUCUACCGUGCUGCGCUACGCUUGCGAGAAGCAGGUGCCGCUGUUUUACGGCAAGCUCGCAGACAGGCAGAGAGAAUCGGAUUCGAUUACGAGACAGGCAUGCAUCUUCCUCGAGAGCCAAGCCCGGAUUCACCACACGAACGAGAGAGAGAGAGACAGCGAGACAGAGACCGAGACCGAGACCGAGAGAGAUCAGCAUUACUCAUUGAUGACGAUUUCCUGGUGGAGAAUCGGCGGCGUUUGCCUGUAGAGGAGCAGCUGCAGAUCCUGCAGGCGUGCUACGAUGAGGCCAUGUCGGGGAAGCACAGCAUCGGUCAGUCGCGGCGAGCUAAAGCCCUGAAGAAAGAGAUGACGGUACUGAAGCGCAAGCUGGCGCACCAGCGCGAGGGCAUCUGUGGCAUGGGCAGCCGUGAGUCGGGCCUGUCUCUGGAGCGCGGCUCGGUCCUCGCGCAUCACGCCUCGGGGGGAAACCGGCACGGUGAAGGAGAGAGCAGCAGCCACGACAUCGGUGGGAAAGAUCUGAGCACAUCAUCUUCAGCUCUGGCCCCUGAGGUCGGCCGGCGUACCUCUGUCCUCUUCUCCAAGAAGAACCCUAAAGCGGCCGGGCCUCCCAAGCGCCCGGGUCGACCCCCUAAGAACCGAGAGGCGCUGCAUGGGCCGGGGGUGCUGGGGUCCAGUCCAAUAGGCCCUCCGCAGCUCCCCUUGCUCACCUCAUCCCGCAAGAGAGCCCACAGUCCCCAGUCCAGCUCCAGCUUCGAGACCGACAGCGAGCACGAUCACCUCAUCCUGGAUCUUCACAGUAAUGGUUUUGGUGGAAGCAGUCAGCCGAAGACCGAGAGUUUCCUGGUGUACAGGAACGAGCGCAGUCUGCCACGCUCCAGCUCCGACUCAGAGUCUACCAGCAGCAGUAGCAGCAGCGCCGCGUCUGACAGGACCAGCACCACUCCUUCUAAACAGGGCCGUGGAAAAGCCUCGUUCUCACGCUCUGCCUUUCAGGAGGACAGCAGCGAGGAAACGUCCGGCACGGAGAAUGACUCCUACUCCAUGGGAGGAUCCCGAGGAGUGUCUCACUUGGUUCGGGGCCGGGGCCGCUCUGGAUGCUGGAUGGGUUCAGAUGACUACAGCUCUCUGGACGCUCUGGAUCUGGUGUGGGCCAAGUGCAGAGGAUACCCAUCAUACCCCGCUCUGAUCAUUGAUCCCAAGAUGCCACGGGAGGGUGUGUUCCACCGGGGCGUCCCGAUUCCUGUCCCGCCGAUAGAGGUGCUGAAGCUGGGAGAGCAGAUGACGCAGGAGGCGCGCGAGCAUCUCUUCCUCGUGCUCUUCUUCGACAACAAGAGGACCUGGUUAGUUACACGCUCAUGCUCUUCCUCCUGCUUUUUGCACUGUUAGGACACACACACAAAUGUUUGUGUCUGUCAAAAAUGCUCAUACAUUUAAGAGGAACCACAAUUACACUACUCUUCAAAUGUUUGGGCUCAGAAAUUAAUAGCUUUAUUCAUCAAGGACCCAUUAAAUUGUUCAAAAGUGACAGUAAAAACAUUUAUAAUGCCACAAAAGAUUUCUGUUUCAAAUAAAUGCUGUUCUUCUGAACUUUCCACUCGCUUUCGUCCUCGUGUUUUGAAGUCGCUGCUGUGAUGAGAGGAAUCUUCCACACAUACAGUCAUACAAACUUCUCUUGGUAAUUUUUCCACUGAGGUGACGGAUAUAUUUUUCAGCAUGCGGUUUAUGUCUUUGAUCUUGAAUCUUCUCUUCACUUGCACCAGUGAGAGCAGAAAUGAUAUUCUUACAUUGAUAUUCAAAAACCUAGAAAUGCAUCUAUUUCACAACUAAGUGCAUUUUACUGUAAUUGCCAUACCAUAAUGACCAAAAAUCUAAUUCUCAUUGCUGUGAAGUGUCUUAAAAUUCUCAUUUGAGGUUUGUUUUUUUUUUUGGUAAUUUGCAGCAUUUUAAUGGUGAUUAUUCUUAAUGAUCACACAGUCAUUACUGUUGUACAGGGGUCCUCCUGAAUCAUCAUGGUAAAUGCAGGCGGGGGUUAAUGUGCUUAAUAUUCAUUAAAAUCUUAAUGCAAAACAUCUUAAUGAUCUUUCUCAUUACAAGAGGCUCCAUAAUGCUAGUUGAUGUUGAUCCACUUUGACCUUCUCAUGAGAGCAUUGUAGCCCUGUCAGCAUCUCUGUGUGCAGACAAACAGAGAGAAAUAGGCCAGAGGAAAUGAACAUGAACAUGCUGUACAGAGCUGAAAGUACAUGUGGAUGAGAAAAGAGACACUAAAUGUGUGCGUGUGUGUGUGUGUCUUUGUGCGUGUGUG
Molecule: messenger RNA, 4039 nt
Organism: Sinocyclocheilus rhinocerous
Lineage: Eukaryota; Metazoa; Chordata; Actinopteri; Cypriniformes; Cyprinidae
Product: peregrin-like
Exons: 16
Coding region: 1-3123 (1040 amino acids)
Biological process (GO): regulation of transcription by RNA polymerase II
Molecular function (GO): protein binding
Source: RefSeq, a predicted model, not a curated record